Messenger RNA from Rosa rugosa (rugosa rose), 873 nucleotides. RefSeq names its product putative disease resistance protein At1g63350. Gene Ontology annotation, molecular function: ADP binding. The transcript is spliced from 3 exons. Bases 1 to 873 code for a protein of 290 amino acids. Lineage: Eukaryota; Viridiplantae; Streptophyta; Magnoliopsida; Rosales; Rosaceae. The record is from RefSeq and is a predicted model, not a curated record.
AUGAGGCUAACAGUGCACAUUUCUACGCCAAUUGAAGUACGGCUAAUGAUGCUCAUGUUGCAUGUCCAUGCAACCGACGCUAACGUUGCUGAGGCGAACGAGGAUGUGGAUGCGACUGAGACCCCCAUAGAAGCGGUGAAAGCAGAUGAACUUAUCAAUGGCUUUGAACCGGAGCUUGAAGCAGUCAGAAUAAGCAAGAAUUGCUGUGGCCUACCAUACUAUAGGUCACGGUAUAAAGCAGGAAAAUAUGUUGCAGCAAGAAUUAAACAGGUGAAUGUACUGAAAAGUGAAAUCAAAAAACUUAUCAAUGUUGGAGAAUCCAUUGUUGUUGAACACAUGAUAGGCAGCGGCACAAAACUACUCGGCGAGGCAGCAAGAAGUAUGGUUAAAGAGAUUAAGGAGUAUGUAACAGGAAAGGAAGUCGGGACUAUACGUGUUUAUGGAAUGGCUGGUUUCGGCAAGACAGCAGUUGUGUCGGAAGUUAAUGACCUCAUAGUGAAUGACUACAGAAGUUGUGCCCCAGAAGAGAAAUUACAUAUUGAUUUGUGCAUAAAGCCACUGGGAGUAGAGCGCGCAGAUACAUUUGAAAGUGCAUUGAAGGAGUUAAGAUUUUUGAUCAUUCUGGACGAUAUGCGGAAGAAGCUGUCUCUUGAGCUGAUUGGGAUUCUACCAACGAGGGAAAAUGGCUGCAAGGUUAUAAUAGUAUCUAGAUCACUUCCAGUGUUCAGUGACAUCAAAAUUGAUAAGAAGGUUGAGAUCAAACCUCUAUCAGAUACAGCGGCACGAGAAUUAUUUGAGAGGGAAGCUAGCAUUAGAUUCUCAGACUUGAGGGAUGAUACUCAAACUAUGGCAGAGAAAAUGGUAGAUGACUGA